AUGGCAAAAAAAUUUACAGAAAAGAAUAAGAUGGAACUAAUUAAAGAUGAUGACAUGGACAUUGAAGAAUUUUUUGAGUCAGAAAAUGUAAAGAAGGUGGGUAUUUGUCCAAUGUUUAUAAGUUCAAAAAUGUUUGAAAAUUUAAAACAUUCUUUAGAAGAAAAACAUAUUAAAUUAAUUGAAAGUGAUAAUAUUGCUGAUAAGAUUUGGAUUAACAAGCCUAAUAGGGUUCAUAAAGGAGCGGUUAAAAUUUCUGAUAAAAACAGAAUAGAGUUAAUUCGAAAUAAACUAAUCAAAAAUGAUGAGAUGAUAAUUAUAACAGACUUGGACACAAUUGCAUGGAUUACCAAUCUAAGAGGAGGAGAUAUUGAAUUUAAUAAUAUUUUUUAUUCGUUCUUAGUUAUAAAUAAAGAGAAAGCAAUUUUAUUUAUAAAUAAUUUUAACGAAGAGAUUCAAAAUAUAGAAAUCAGAAAAUAUGAUGAGUUUGAAAAUUUUCUAAACAAACUUUCAAAUAAAAAUAUAUUAAUUGACAAAAGAAUAAAUCAACGAUACUUUAGUUGGAUUAAAAAACGUAAUAAUGUCGAAAUUACUUAUGAAGUAAAAAAGGAACAAUCAAUUAAAACAGAUGAAGAAAUAGAUAAUUAUUUUGUUGCUAUUAAAAAUGAUGCCAUUGCUUUAAUAGAAUUAUUUGAUCAUAUUACAAAACACGAUGAAGAUGAGGUGAUGAUUGAAGAAAGAUUAAGGUCAAUCAAAAAAAAGUUAUUUAAAGAUUCUGAUUAUAUUAAAGAAUCUUUUCGUUCUAUUGCUGCUAUAAACUCUCCUGAUCUUCAUCAUGAUAAUAAUAAAACCAAAGUAUUUAAGAACGGUGACGUUAUUUUAUUAGAUACAGGAUCACAAUAUUUUGUGGGUGCAACAGACAUUUCUAGAACUAUUUCGAAAGGUGAAGUUAAUCCUGAUAUAAAACAAAAAUAUACUUUAGUUUUAAAAGGGGUCAUUCAAAAUUACAUCACUGAUAAUAAAAUUGAAUCAGGACAUGAUGUUAAUAAAAAUAGUGGAAAAUUUUUAAAAAAUAAUGGUUUUUAUUAUGAUGAUAAUACAGGACAUGGAGUUGGUAUUGUUAUUCAUGAUGUGUUUCCGCAAAUACAUGACAAUGGUAAUAGACUUAUUAACAAUCAAAUAUUUACUAUUGAACCUGGUUAUUAUCACGUUGAUAAGAAAUCACCUGAAAAUGAAUACGGGAUAAGGAUAGAAGACAUGGUUUUUUAUAAAGAUGGCAAAGUUACAAACAUGACAUGCGUACCUUAUCAUUUAGAUCUGAUUGAUUUUAAAUUACUGAGUAACAAGGAAAUUGAAUAUUUAAAUUUGUUUAAUAAACAAAUAAAGAUUUCUUUAAAGGAUAAAAUUCCAAGCAAUAAUGAUUAUUUUAUUAACAACACUAAAGAAAUUCCAUUAAAUGUUUAA
Hepatospora eriocheir is the source of this 1461-nucleotide messenger RNA. NCBI's taxonomy places the organism in Eukaryota, Fungi, Microsporidia, Hepatosporidae. The record is from the annotation of a GenBank genome assembly.